AUGUUCAGCCGUGGGAAGAAGCCGGGCCUGGACGUUGUUGGCACGUUCAAAGCCCAUGUUGUGACCCAGCUGCGCCUCCUCCAGGAAGACGCCGCAGACCUCUUCAAGGAGGAGCAGCUCACGCCUCUCCAGUACUUAGAGGACCGNCAAAAUCACCCUGAGGACCAACGGGCGGCGGCGUUCAGCGCGUCCUUCAGGUGGGCACGAAAAUGGGCAAAGAGGCAUAAGCUGUCCAAACGGCGCAGGAGCAACCUCAAGAACAAGUCUGUUGAAGAGCGCCUACCAAAGAUCCAGCGCUUCCACCGGCGGUUUCGCAAGCUCCUGCAAGAGCCGGUACGGUACAGGGCACCCGAGGCAUCGGACGUGUCGGCGAUGUCGACGGUCGCGGAGGGAGAGUCCAGAGAUCCCAAGUACGGUCAGUUCCAGCUCUGGGAGCGUUGGAAUGUGGAUCAAGUGCCUUUGCCAUUCGUGAACGGGCUGAUCAGCACGUGGGAGAAGACAGGCGCGUUGCGUGUAGCCGUCUCGCAGCCCUUUGCUGGCCUAGGGAAAAGGAAGUGCACCAUGCAAGUCAUCUUUGGUCCGGGUGAGAAGACUAUGCGGAUUUCGGUGAUUUUCCGAGGCCAGGGGAAGCGGAUUUCGCCGGUGGAGAAAGCCGCGUACCACAAGGACGUGGACGUGUUUUUCCAGGAGAAUGCGUGGGCGGACCAAAAGUUCUGCAUGGAGUGGGCCAAGAGGUCGUACCGCGAAGGCCUGAUCCGCGGGCGGGGUGAGCUCCCCAAGGCGAGGUCCAUUCUGAUAAUGGACAACUUGCACGCGCAGACCACGGACGAGUUCAAGGGGUAUCUUGCGAAGCAGUGCAACACUAUCGCCUGGCUUGGCCCUGCGGAGUGCACGGACGAGGUGCAGCCAGUUGAUGCAGGAGCCGGACGAUUUCUCAAGGUGGAAGUUGGUAACGAGAUGGACAAGUGGCUCGAUCAGUCGGACAACAUCGAGAGGUGGGAAACCGCGUCGCUGACAGCAUCUGACCGGCGCGUACUGAUCACUCAAUGGACGGGAGCGGCCAUGGCAAAACUCAACAGCAAUCAGGGGUACCGACACCGCCUUUUCGAAAAGUGCGGGAUGGCGAUGACCGUGGACGGCUCAGGCGAUGAUCGAAUCACCUUGGAGGGUUUGGACCAGCCGUACACCUUCGCAAACGAUGAAGACUCCAGCGAGAACGAAGGAGGUUCGGAGGACGGCAGCGAUGGGCCCGAGGGGCGGGAGGAGGAGGGCGCCGGAAGGCGCGAGCCGGUCGUCGGGGAUGAGCGCAACGGUGCCAACAGCGGGGAGGGAAUGGAGGGCGCUGGAUACAGCGAUGAAGACGACGACAGCAAGUUUGAUUGGCACUACAUAGACUACAAUUAAUUCAUU
Ectocarpus sp. CCAP 1310/34 is the source of this 1410-nucleotide messenger RNA. The record is from the annotation of a GenBank genome assembly. Lineage: Eukaryota; Phaeophyceae; Ectocarpales; Ectocarpaceae.